UUGUGUUCGCAAUUCGCAUCGCCUGUCCUCUAAACUCUGUCUAAUGUUUACAGUCGAAAAAUAAUUUGCUCUUCUCAUUAAAUUGUUUGUUAAAAAUAAAAUGGCUCAAAGGGAAGCUGCUAAAGUAUUCGUGAGACAAGUUAAACCUCUUUUGUCGUUAGAUCAAAUUGAAGCUCAAAGAAGAGUAAGGAAUCUAUAUCGAGCAUGGUAUCGUCAAAUUCCAAUAAUUGUUCACGACUUCCAUAUUCCCAAAACUGAAAAACAAUGCUAUGCAAAGCUGAGAGAAGAGUUUGACAAGCAUAAAGACGUCAAGGAUAUACGCUUAAUCGAUAUGUUGAUUAUCAAGGGUCAAAUGGAACUGAAGGAAAUCGUAAACAAGUGGAAGCAAGAAUGUCAUUUGAUGAUGUACUUCAAAGACACUGUAGAGCCCAAGCCUAAGGACUUCCUAUCCAAAUUCAUGAGUGGGUCUGACUGAAAUACCCCUCAACGGUAUAGUAAUCCCAAAAAUGGAAUGAUAGCAAUUGGUUCCAUUAGUGUACAAAAGAUGAUUGAAACAUGACUUGUGUAUAUAUGAUUGAAAUAAAUGUUAUAAAACAAUA
Molecule: messenger RNA, 599 nt
Organism: Macrosteles quadrilineatus (aster leafhopper)
Lineage: Eukaryota; Metazoa; Arthropoda; Insecta; Hemiptera; Cicadellidae
Product: NADH dehydrogenase [ubiquinone] 1 alpha subcomplex subunit 6-like
Exons: 3
Coding region: 101-475 (124 amino acids)
Biological process (GO): response to oxidative stress
Source: RefSeq, a predicted model, not a curated record